Messenger RNA from Dentiscutata erythropus, 143 nucleotides. The record is from the annotation of a GenBank genome assembly. NCBI's taxonomy places the organism in Eukaryota, Fungi, Glomeromycota, Glomeromycetes, Diversisporales, Gigasporaceae.
AGAAAAAGUGGUUAGAGGGAAAUUAUGUACAAUGAAAAUCUUGACAUUUUACGAUGAUAGUAAUGAUAAUAAUAAUGACGGUGGAUAUCGUAACAAUAAAAACACGAUUAAUGAUGACGUUAACUAUAAGUUAUAUGUACAAC